AUGGCACCUAUUCAGCACAAGGCAUUGAUCAACUGUGAUCUGGGGGAAGCUUACGGCAAUUGGGUUUGCGGUCCAGACCUCGAGUUGCUCCCCAUGAUCGACAUUGCGAAUGUAGCAUGUGGCUUCCACGGUGGCGACCCCUUGAUCAUGAUGGAGACGAUCAGGAACUGCAAAGCGCACAACGUCAAAGUCGGCGCCCAUCCGGGUCUCCCAGACCUGCAGGGCUUUGGGCGGCGGGAAAUGAGGCUCUCCAGCGAGGAGUUGACGGCGAUCACAAUCUACCAGGUCGGGGCGCUGCAAGGCUUCUUGGAGCGCGAGGGCAUGACUCUCCACCACGUCAAGCCGCACGGAGUCCUCUAUGGCAUGAUGUGUCGUGAUUACGAAGUCGCCAAGGCCGUGAUGCUCGGUAUCCCCAAGGGGGUGCCCGUGUUUGGGCUGGCAGGCACAAACAUGGAGAAAGCGGCCAACGACCUCGGCGUGGAGUUCUGGGCCGAGCUCUAUGCCGAUGUCAAGUACAGUCCGGACGGGAUGUUGGUCAUCGACCGGAAGAAGAAGCCGUGGCAGCUCGAGGAUGUCGAAAAGCACGUUCGCCAGCAGGUCGAGACACAGUCGGUCACCGCCACGGACGGUAGUGUGGUGUCAUUGCCAUUGAAGGAUUAUAAACUCUCGAUUUGCUGUCAUUCUGAUUCUCCUGGUUGCGUGGAUAUUGUCAAGACCACGAGAAAAGUGGCAGAUGAAUUUAACAGAAAGUACAGUAAAUAG
Rasamsonia emersonii CBS 393.64 is the source of this 762-nucleotide messenger RNA. RefSeq names its product Lactam utilization protein LamB. Lineage: Eukaryota; Fungi; Ascomycota; Eurotiomycetes; Eurotiales; Trichocomaceae. The transcript has 2 exons. Gene Ontology annotation, biological process: carbohydrate metabolic process. The record is from RefSeq and is a predicted model, not a curated record. The coding region runs from base 1 to 762 and encodes 253 amino acids.